Lobosporangium transversale is the source of this 1154-nucleotide messenger RNA. RefSeq lists its product as hypothetical. Gene Ontology annotation, cellular component: ribosome. NCBI's taxonomy places the organism in Eukaryota, Fungi, Mortierellomycota, Mortierellomycetes, Mortierellales, Mortierellaceae. The record is from RefSeq and is a predicted model, not a curated record. The transcript is spliced from 3 exons. Gene Ontology annotation, molecular function: structural constituent of ribosome. Gene Ontology annotation, biological process: translation. Bases 94 to 1014 code for a protein of 306 amino acids.
GUUCCUGUGAGACUAGCCACACUGACUUCGGAGACGUUGCUGCCCCAUCCUCACUUGACUCCUACAUCUUGUCCAUCGUAUUCUGUUCUUAUCAUGUUUGGUCUGCGCACAGUCUUACCUGGAGCACGUUCCUUGGUUGCUUCAACCAAGGCAACACCAUGCAAUACCUUCCACACAUCAACCGCUGUUUUGGCUAAAGCUCGACGAUCAAGGAAGGACAUUGCCAUUCAGACCCGGAAGGCUAACCUAAAGAAACAGGAAGAUAAACAUCGUGAAUUUGAAGAAUCAACACCAGACUAUAUCAUUGGAAAGGAAACAGAGUUCACGCGCUCGCUUCUUCAGCCUCAGACUCUGUUCCAAGCUCCUCUCGCUUCUAUCAAACCUCCCACGACUACUGAUACCGAGUCUGACAGCACAUCAUCAUCAUCAUCAACAUCAUCCUCAAGAUCCAACUUUUCUUUUUCAGCCUCACCAUUAUCAUCCUCCAUCUUUUCAUCAUCUAGGGCGCCCUUGGUAGUUUCGACAUCUGAACCUUCUGGAUACCAACAUUUCUUAACUAAUCAGGAAGCAGAAUUGAUCUUCGAUAAGGUCCCCCAUAUCCACCUGGAAGAACUCAUGAACCGCUCCACACUUGUCAGUGACAAGCUUCAGCUCCCUAUUGAGAAACAGAAGGCAGAAUUGGUCCGCCGCAUCAUUGCCCUUGAGAAUGGAAAUGCAAAACAGAUCAUAUUGGAAAACAUCAGGAGAGCCAAGGAAGCAUUCCAACGCUUUGAAGGUGACACUGGAAGCCCUGAAGUUCAAGCUGCCAUUAUGACUGUCAGGAUUCAAAACUUGAACAACCACGUCCUCAAUAAUAAGAAGGAUAAACACAACUAUCGUCGUUUGCGCAUGUUGGUCCAUCAACGUCAGACUGUCCUUAAAUAUCUCAAGAAAUCCAACCCAGAUCGCUACCAUACAUGUCUUGAUCGCUUAGGAUUGGAACCUCGUGCCAUUGAAGACGAGAUCGUUAUUUGAACCUUCCCUUUUUCUUUUAUUUUGCCUGCAGUUUAGCUUUGACGUGAGAAAGCGGAUAGCAUGCUUAGUUAGUUUGUAGUUGUUUUUUAUUUUCCUUCUUGCUUGCAAUUAACUAUGUCAUUAAAAGAAACCAAUAGACC